This is a messenger RNA of Insectozyma verbasci, 1665 nucleotides long. The record is from the annotation of a GenBank genome assembly. Lineage: Eukaryota; Fungi; Ascomycota; Pichiomycetes; Serinales; Debaryomycetaceae.
AUGAAAGGGAAUAGUCAAACAGAUCCUUUAUUCAAAGAGAAAGAAUUACCAGUAGCACCUAUAAAUCAAAUUAAUCCUGAAAUAAAUUUCAAUCAACAACAAUCAAAUAAUAAUCUAAUGUUGAAUGGCAAGUCAUUAGAUCGUAAGAAUUGUAAGAAAUUAUCAUUAGAUUCGGCAGCUUCUACUACUUCCGUAAUUGAUAAUGACCAAGUACUAAUUGAUGAUUCAUUAUACAUUAAAGAACCAAAAAGUUUAAGACAAAAACGACAAAGAGCAGCACCAAUACUAAAUCUACCACAAUCUACUCCAUGUACAAUCUCAACAAUAUCGAAUGAUUCAAUAAUUGAUAAACCUAUAUCUCCAUCACAUUCAAAUGGCAAUAUAAUAAGUCAAAUGAUAAAUCGACCCACUGCCACUAAUAGAAAUUCAAGUUCAGAUAGUAAUAAAACUUUGAAUAUAAGUAAGAGGAUCAAUGUUGAUGAUUCUAUAAAUUAUCAAAUGUCAAAUUUGAAUUUAAAAAACACUCAAGAGAAUAAUAAUAAUGGUGGUCAUGGAAAAAAUAAUCAUAAUCGAAAAUCCCGCCAGACUAUUAUAUCCUCAAUAUCUCCAACAAAAUCAACAAGCUCAUCACCAAUACAUUCUUCGAACACCACCUCACAAGUUUAUUUAAAUUUUGACAAUCAAUCACCAAUUUCAACUACAUCAAGUUUAAAAUUAAAUAAUGCAGAUUUAAUAACUUUGAAACAAUUGGGUUCAGGUAAUUCAGGUACGGUAUCAAAGAUUUUACAUUUACCUAGUCAAAAAAUCAUGGCUAAAAAGAUUAUACACAUUGAUUCAAAAUCAGUAAUACAAACGCAAAUUAUUCGAGAAUUGCGAAUUUUACAUGAAUGUCAAUCACCAUUUAUAAUUGAGUUUUAUGGAGCUUUUUUAAAUAAUAAUAAUACAAUUGUGAUAUGUAUGGAAUAUUGUAAUUGUGGAUCUUUAGAUAAAAUUUUACCGUUAUGUGAUAAUCGACAAUUUCCAUUAAUUGUAUUAAAGAAGUUGUCUUUUGCAAUAUUAUCUGGAUUAACUUAUUUAUAUGAAACUCAUAAAAUUAUACAUAGAGAUAUUAAACCAAAUAAUGUAUUAAUGACUCAUAAAGGUGAAUUUAAGUUAUGUGAUUUUGGAGUAAGUAGAGAAUUGACAAAUAGUUUAGCAAUGGCAGAUACUUUUGUUGGAACUUCAAUGUAUAUGUCACCAGAAAGAAUUCAAGGUUUAAAAUAUGGAAUUAAAUCAGAUGUUUGGUCAAUGGGAUUAAUGUUGAUUGAAUUAGCAAGUGGUUUACCUGUUUGGUUAGAUGAAGAUGAACAAGAUUUUUCAGGUUCUGAUUCAAAUAGAAGUUUUAGAGGACCAGAAGGAAUAUUAGAUUUAUUGCAAAGAAUAGUUAAUGAAAAAGCACCAACAUUGACAAAUAAAAUCAAUCCUGUCAAUUCAAUACCUUAUGAUUCAAAAUUAUGUGAAUUUAUAGAUUUUUGUUUAAUUAAAAAUGAUCAAUUAAGAAAGUCUCCAUGGCAAUUAUUACAAGAUAAUAAUGGAUUUUUAAAAGGUAUAGAACAAGGUAUAUACAAUAAAGAACUUAAAAAUUGGGCUAAAAAAAUACGUAAACAAAGUAAAGAAAAGAAAUAA